AUGGGGAGAGAGGUGGCUGGACAUCCGUUGUCGGCGUUGUCGUACAUGGUGGAGCAACUCAUCGUCGUCAAUCCUUAUAAUUCAGACAUCCUCCCUGAUCUCGAGAACUACGUCAAUGAACAGGCUAUGAUGGCCAUGCCAGCGCCAGAUUUCAGCCUUUGUCUUUUCUUAAUCCCAGAACUAGUGCAAAUGGAAGAACAAUUCAAGACUGUAAUUGUUCUCUCACACUACUUGGAGACAGCAAGAUUCUGCCAAUUUUGGGAUGAGGCAGCUAAGAGUCGUCAUAUAGUCGAAGAUGUGUAG
Ipomoea nil (Japanese morning glory) is the source of this 303-nucleotide messenger RNA. RefSeq names its product eukaryotic translation initiation factor 3 subunit K-like. Gene Ontology annotation, cellular component: eukaryotic translation initiation factor 3 complex; cytoplasm. Gene Ontology annotation, biological process: regulation of translational initiation. Gene Ontology annotation, molecular function: translation initiation factor activity; ribosome binding. Lineage: Eukaryota; Viridiplantae; Streptophyta; Magnoliopsida; Solanales; Convolvulaceae. The transcript has 2 exons. The record is from RefSeq and is a predicted model, not a curated record. Bases 1 to 303 code for a protein of 100 amino acids.